Molecule: messenger RNA, 3574 nt
Organism: Nerophis ophidion (straightnose pipefish)
Lineage: Eukaryota; Metazoa; Chordata; Actinopteri; Syngnathiformes; Syngnathidae
Product: proteinase-activated receptor 3
Exons: 2
Coding region: 86-1237 (383 amino acids)
Biological process (GO): positive regulation of Rho protein signal transduction; thrombin-activated receptor signaling pathway; phospholipase C-activating G protein-coupled receptor signaling pathway
Cellular component (GO): membrane
Molecular function (GO): thrombin-activated receptor activity
Source: RefSeq, a predicted model, not a curated record
ACUGUUGACUUUUCCCCCCCUUUUUUUUUUUUUGGUGUGCGCCCGGAACGCAGAGCCGAGCAGAGGACACGGCGAGUGAAGCCGCAUGCGGGGUCCGAGACGGGGGGAAACUAUGGGGAAAUAUUUCUUUUGCCUGGUUUUUGUCCUCUGUCUAAGUGCCACGGUCCAGAAAAAAGGCAAAAAGAAAUUCAGACCGCCUAAGAACGCCUCCGAGGUUGUGGUGCCCAGAACCUUCAAAGGCCACCUGGUGGCACAAAGCCGGGUCUCUCUGAACCGGACCCCAGCUCCCGGUUCGCCGCUCCCCCCUCCGAAGCUACGGUUGCUGAGCAACAGCACAGCGGGGUACCUGGACGGCGCCCUAAGCACCGAGGUCAUCCCCAUGGUCUACAUGCUGGUCAUCGUGGUGGGCGUGCCCGCCAACGUCGCCAUCCUGAGCACGCUGGCCGCCAAAGUCCGCAAGGUGUCCUCGGCCAUCCUCUACAGCAGCCUGGCCGUCUCCGACCUCCUCCUCCUCAUCUCGCUCUUCUUCAAGGCCCACUACCAUCUCCACGGCAACCACUGGGUGCUGGGGGAGGCGGCCUGCCGGGUGGUGACGGCCUGUUUCUACGGCAACCUCUACUGCUCGGCGCACACGCUGGCCUGCAUCAGCAUCCAGCGCUACCUGGCCGUGGCGCACCCCUUCGUGUACAAGCGUCUGCCCAAAAAGUGCUACGCCGCCUGGACCACCUUGACCGUGUGGACGGUCUUCGGCGCCGCCGUCCUGCCGGAGCUGCUGGUGCAGCAGAGCUUUUGGAUCCCGGAGCUGGGCCGGACCACCUGCCACGACGUGCUGCCCCUGGACCUGGGCUCCCACGUCUUCCUGCUCUACUACAACCUCUUCCUCACCUUGGUGGGUCUCCUGGGACCGCUCGGGGUGACGGUUCUGUGCUACGGCCGCAUCAUGUGCGAGCUGCGGCGCUCGCACCUGGACUGGGCCGCCUACAUGAAGGCCAGCUCGCUGGUCUUCGCCAUCUUCCUGGCGUGCUUCACCCCCGCCGGGGUGGUGCAUUUCCUCCACUACGUGCAGCUGUUUGUGGACGGGACCGAGGGCUCGUACGCCGUCUUCAACGUGGCCGUGUGCCUGUGCUGCGUGCACGCCUGCCUGGACCCCUUCCUCUUCCUGCUCAUGUCCAGAUCCGCAGGAUCCAGGUUGUACUUCGACGCGUCCAAGCCCACAAGCUUGAGCGUGUCCUUUUGACUCAACUGGAGGGCGAGUGGGUAUCCUGCCAACUUCCUGGGCACGACAUUAAAGUGCAUCCGGCUAUAAAAGCUCCUCUAUGGGGUCUUGGGGCACCUGAAAAUUUGCGCACUUCCGCCAUUGUAGUCCGUGGUGACACUGUAGUUGAUAAGCUUCUUCUUUUUCUCUAUCUUCUUGUUAUGGGGCAUUUGUAAUAUAAAAUAGUGUAAAGUUCUUACUCUUAUCUGCCUGUAGACUCGCUGUGAAAGCACUAAAACAUACCAGUGUAGUGAGUUUACAUUAUUCACUCAAGGAACUUUAGUUAUUAGAGAGUUCCGGUGGGACGCUUUUUCACGGGACACAUUUUUGGCGUUGUUGUUGCACUAGUGAGCCACGGAUAAGGAGACGCCGCUCCUUUAUUGAUUGAAGUAAAGUCCGAAUGUCAUUAAAACAGUUAGAUCCGUCUAUUGACACUUCUUCCACUCCCGUCCUUGCACGCUACACCGCGACGGGGAGAAGACGCGGUCGACGGUGAGCCACGUAAAUAAGACCGCCCAAAAAAAGGCGCAUCCUGAAGGGACUGUCAGAAAGUUGAUAAUAGAUUUUAACAAUAGAUUGCACUUUACAUUGAGCAAACAACCUCAAUGUAUUACUGUGCAUUAAAAUAAAUAAAUAAUAAUAUAACAAUAAAAACUAGAACCGCCUAAUAGCUACAACUAGCACACAUAUCUAAAAAAAGUUUUUAUUUUGUUUGUUUUUUUAAAAGAAGGGUUUUUAAGCCUUUUUUAAAAGCAUCCGCAGUCUGUGGUGCCCUCAGGUGGUCAGGGAGAGCGUUCCACAGACUGGGAGCGGCGGAGCAAAAAGUCCAGUCUCCCAUUUUUUUGAAGCUUUGAUCUAUGAAAUGUCAUCCAUGCAAAAUUUUGAGCAAAGAACCACCAUCACAUGUUAUGUAAACCACAAGGAAGUAUUUUACAUUUAGAAAAACAAUCAUAACGAUAUGACUCCUUUAAUGCGCCUUAUGUAGGAAAAUAGAUCUCAAUAAACCCACUUAUAAUCCGGUGCGCCCUAUAGUCCAGAAAAUACGGUAAUCCAGGGUUGUCCGGACUUUUCCCACUGAAAGCCGCACACUUGAAAUGUUUUGAGAAUGUUUUAAUAAAAAAAAAAAAAAAAAAAAUACAAUAUAUAUAGAUUUAUUUUUUCAACCCUUUGGGUUUUCCUCAAGUUUGGACCUGGGGCGAUGGAAGGGGGCUCGGUAAUAAAAAAAUAUUUUUUUUAAACGCUUAAAUUGUAGAUGAACUUCAGAUUUAUCUGUUGAUAUAAAGUUUUCAUUAUUUUUAUGCAACAUUCCCCACCCCAAACAUUUUUUCAAGUGUAAUAUUUGAUGCAAAGUAAUUGGAGCCUUGUUAAUGAGCCAACAUUGAUUUUGACACAUUGUUUUAGUUUUGGCACUGCGACGCCUUCCGCCUGAAGGGACAAGCGGUAGAAAAUGGAUGGAUGGCUGUUUUAGUUUUGAAAAAUUUUGUUAAAAAAAAAAAAAAAAUCGUGCUAAAAUUCUCAGGGAUCCAAAAAGGCAAGUGUAAAAAUGUUAAAAAAAAUACGUCAUGCAUUUUUAUUUUCUUACUUUCAAUGCUUAAAUCUGUAAAUCAAGGUCAGAUCUACCCAUGGAUAAUAUGUUUUUAUUUGACGUUACGGAAAACUUAGCUUUUUAUGGCAAAAUUUUUCCCCGAAUUUUUUUUUCAAAGUGGAAUAUUUUAUCGGGAAGUAACUGGAGCCUUGAACAAGUCAAUUCAGAGGAGCAUUUUUGAUUCAUUAUUAUUUUUUCAACAGCCUUCAUGCCAGCUUUGUGGUAUUAGAGUCAACAUUGCAACUUUUUCUCCUGUUGGCUCUUUUAUUCCACUUUUUUACGCUUAUUUUUGUGAUAGUACUUUUACAAUGUGCAGCGGCCAUUAAAAAAAUAAGCUGCAAGACACCUGAUUAAAUGCAUACGUUUUUUUUUUGGUACAAAAACCGGCCUGUCUAGCAGGUUUUUAGUUGAUCAAACUUUCAGCAGCAUGUUUGGCUGACCCGAGCUUUAUUUCAAACAUUGUAGCAAAGCAUACUUAUUUUGUCAUUUACAAAGCUGUGCUAAAAUGAAUACAGUGAGUCUACAGUUUUGCCUGCGAUAUUAGGCCAAACUAACACAAAAAGUUGCUUUAAAAAGUGUUUACUUUUUGUUUUUGUAUGCUGUGCACUGAUACAACUAAUAAAUGAAAGUCUUAACAUGUUCAUGAUCAAUUAACAUGUGUCUGCUGGCUUCAGAUGCUUUAUGUUGUCAUUCAAUGUUUAUUAUUUGAAUAAAGUCUGAAUAAUUGUCUGUAA